Messenger RNA from Prunus armeniaca (apricot), 165 nucleotides. NCBI's taxonomy places the organism in Eukaryota, Viridiplantae, Streptophyta, Magnoliopsida, Rosales, Rosaceae. The record is from the annotation of a GenBank genome assembly.
AUGAAUGCCGUGGAUGAGUUUCCCUUCUUGUCUCGACACCCUCGUUUCUUGGGGGCAGGACAUUUUCCCCCCCCGGUUUCCCCGAGCGAAGCUCUCGAGUCGCUGUACUCCUGCAACCAAGUACCAUGGCAACGUUCCGCGGGUGUGUGGAACGGAAACCUUUAA